This is a messenger RNA of Falco peregrinus (peregrine falcon), 893 nucleotides long. RefSeq names its product destrin, actin depolymerizing factor (gene DSTN). The record is from RefSeq and is a predicted model, not a curated record. Gene Ontology annotation, cellular component: actin cortical patch; cytoplasm; actin cytoskeleton. The transcript is spliced from 4 exons. Bases 215 to 712 code for a protein of 165 amino acids. Gene Ontology annotation, molecular function: actin filament binding. Lineage: Eukaryota; Metazoa; Chordata; Aves; Falconiformes; Falconidae. Gene Ontology annotation, biological process: actin filament fragmentation; cell motility; actin filament severing.
CGCACGGAGCCGGGUGGGGUGGACGGGUGUGGGGCGUUGCCACGCGGGGCUCCCACCAUAGCAACCGCUUCCUCCUCCGGGCACGGCGGCCGUGACGUCGGCAGCGUUUCCGCCCGGCUCGCGCCCUCGCCGCUUCCCUUCCUGCUGCCGGAGCCCGCGCCGCGCCCAGCAUCCGAGGGGAGCAGCUGCUGCCGCACCGCGCUCUGCCGACACCAUGGCAUCUGGAGUACAAGUUGCCGAUGAGGUAUGCCGUAUCUUCUAUGAUAUGAAAGUGCGGAAGUGCUCUACACCUGAGGAAAUUAAGAAAAGGAAGAAGGCUGUCAUCUUCUGCCUCAGUCCAGACAAAAAGUGCAUUAUUGUGGAAGAAGGCAAAGAGAUUCUGGUGGGAGAUGUCGGUGUGACAGUUACCGACCCUUUCAAGCAUUUUGUGCAGAUGCUUCCUGAGAAGGAUUGCCGUUAUGCUUUGUAUGAUGCAAGCUUUGAGACCAAGGAAUCCAAAAAAGAAGAGCUGAUGUUUUUCUUGUGGGCACCAGAACAAGCACCUCUCAAAAGUAAGAUGAUCUACGCAAGCUCCAAGGAUGCAAUCAAAAAGAAGUUUCAAGGCAUAAAGCACGAAUGCCAAGCAAAUGGGCCAGAGGACCUCAACCGAGCUUGCAUUGCUGAGAAGCUAGGAGGCUCCCUAGUCGUAGCUUUUGAAGGAAGUCCCGUGUAGAUGUCAUACAGUGCCACAACUCUACAAGCAUUCCAUGUUUUAAUAUAUCAGUUAUGUAAAGCAACCAUUCUAGGCAAGGGUUUCACUAACUGUAGGGAAGCUGUCUUGUAGAAUAAAGUAGAUUUUGGAGAUGUAGCUCGUAUGUACAAAUGACCCUAAAUAAAUCGAAUCUAAGGAUUUA